Molecule: messenger RNA, 2731 nt
Organism: Beta vulgaris subsp. vulgaris (sugar beet)
Lineage: Eukaryota; Viridiplantae; Streptophyta; Magnoliopsida; Caryophyllales; Amaranthaceae
Product: probable glutamate carboxypeptidase AMP1
Exons: 11
Coding region: 254-2338 (694 amino acids)
Molecular function (GO): carboxypeptidase activity
Source: RefSeq, a predicted model, not a curated record
UCACAGUACCCCCGAUUUGAAAAUUCUGGAUACGCCACUGCUUCCCCCUCCACGCCCCUUGCCGGAAUCAGAAGAGCCACCGCAGCUAUUGCUUCGACACCAGGAUGAGGAGUUUGGAGCAUUUUCAGAAGCUACGAAGGUCCUUUUUUUCUGAACCUAGUCGACCCACAUGGUUGAAUUGCUGGAUCCGCCACUGAGCAUAUCUCAAAGGUUUUGUGUUUCUCGUCGAGAGUAUCUUUAGCUUUUGAGAGGAAUGGCUCGCCAACUUUGUUCCUCCAUCUUCAAACGGCCCACAACCACCUUUGUCUUCAUAAUUUUGCUCUGCAUUCUGGGAUUGUAUACCUUUGAUUCUCCUCUCAGCCACACAAAAAAGAUGACCCAAGAACCAACAAAAAAAAUCAUUCAUUUUCAUGAUACUUUUCUCUCUCUUUCUUCAAACUACACUGUUGCUGAAUACCUUCACUCUCUCACUAUCCACUCCCACCUUGCAGGAACUCGUGAGGGAUAUCAGACUGCACAGUAUGUUAAAACCCACUUUGAAAAUCUGGGCCUUGAGACCAAAGUUUCAGAGUACAAGGUCUUGUUGUCAUAUCCAGUGCAUCUUUCGCUCACAGCACAUUUUAGCAAUCUAGGCACGCGAGAAAUCGGGUUUCCAGAGGUGGGUUUUGAUGUAGUUCGACCAUACCACGCUUACUCGCCGUCAGGGAUGGCUGUAGGUAUGGCACUUUAUGUGAAUUAUGGGAGGGAGGAGGAUUAUCAUGUGCUGGAGGUGGCAGGGGUGAAUGCUAGUGGGUGUGUGGUCGUGGUUAGAAGAGGUGGGGGAAUGUCAAGAGGAGGGGUGGUGAGGGAGGCAGAAGUAAGAGGUGCGGUGGCAGUGCUAACAUACACCGAGGGAGAGUAUGCUAAGGGGGUGGAGAGAGGUACAGUGAUGAAGGGGUUAGGGGACCCACUCAGCCCUGGUUGGGGGAGUGUUGUUGAGGGAGGAGAGAGAUUGAAGAGAGGUGAUAAAGAUGUGGAAGACAGGUUUCCAAAGAUCCCAUCAAUGCCCAUCUCUUUGGAGACAGCUCAAGUUAUUUUAAGAUCACUUGAGGGGCCUCGGGGGCCACAAGAGUGGGAGGAUACCCUGAAAAAUAAUGGUGUUAGGAUUGGCCCUGGUCCUACUCUACUCAAUUUUACUUACCAGGGAGAGGAAAAAAGUGCCACAAUUCAUGAUGUUUUUGCUGUCAUCAGGGGAUCAGAAGAGCCAGACCGUUAUGUACUUCUUGGAAACCAUAGAGAUGCAUGGACAUUUGGUGCUGUUGACCCCAAUAGUGGAACUGCAGCCCUACUUGAUGUUGCUCGUAGGUAUGCCUUUUUGAUGCGCUUGGGAUGGAGGCCUCGCAGAACAAUUAUUCUUUGCAGUUGGGAUGCUGAAGAGUUUGGAAUGAUAGGUUCUACUGAAUGGGUUGAAGAAAAUAUCAUGAAUCUUGGUUCUAGGGCUGUAGCCUAUUUGAAUGUAGAUUGUGCAGUUCAAGGCCCUGGAUUAUUUGUGAGUACAACUCCACAACUGGAUGAUCUUCUCAUUGAUAUCACGAAGAAGGUUAAGGAUCCUGAUGCUGGAGACAAAACGAUAUUUGAACAAUGGACUGCCAGGAACAAAGGCAUCAAUAUCCAGAGGCUUAGCGGAGUGGACUCUGAUUUUGCUCCAUUCUUGCAGCACAUAGGUGUUCCUUCUGUUGAUAUAUACUAUGGGAAAGAUUUUCCAGUUUAUCACUCAGCUUUUGACUCAUACGAUUGGAUGAUAACUCAUGGGGACCCUUUGUUCCAUCGGCAUGUGGCUGUGGCGGGACUUUGGGGCCUACUAGCUCUUCGUCUGGCUGAGGAUCCGAUUCUUCCAUUCAAUUAUCGUUCGUAUGCAUUGCAGUUACAGGAGUAUACAAGUAGCUUGAGCAAUAUGCUGGAAGGUCGUGCGUCUAUUACCCCUAUUAUCACAUCUAUAAAGAAUUUGCUUGCAGUUGCACAAGAAGUUGGGGAAGAAGCAAAGAAACUCAGCGUGAGUGGGGCCUCUAUUGAUACUGGAGUGCUGAUGAGAAGAAUGUUAAACGACCGAUUGAUGCUUGCUGAAAGAGGUCUCUUAGAUGCUGAUGGGCUGCAAGGGAACCAGUGGUUCAAGCAUCUGGUUUAUGGACCUUCCAGCAACUAUGAAAGCAAGCUAGGCUUCUUCCCUUCUUUAGCUGAUGCUAUGUCUCAUUCAACACAAACAAAGAGAGGAAAUCAACCAACAAUCCAGCAUGAAAUUUGGAGGGUUGCCAGAGCUAUCCAAAGAGCAGCUGAUGCUCUGAAAGGAGACCUAAAUUAAACAUUUGCAGGCGAAGUUCACUAGACAUUUUUAACCAUUUGGCAGGUGAAACUACUGCUGUUACAAAUCUUACUCUGGACCUUCGUAUAGAUAAUGGCAUUUUGUGGUUUCAACAUAUGAGCAAGGGUCAGCCGAGCGCUACUUGAGCAUCACAUUUUGAGGUUGCUGUUAUAGUGACAGAGUUGCAGAUGAAGUGGGCAGGUCUGUCUUUUGGCUGUUGCUGCUGCUGGCGGGUGUAAGAUAUAUUAUUCCUCUAUUUUUCAGGCGAAAUGUAGUGCUAAUGCCUGCAAAUAAAUGAUAUAUCUUUUCUAUUGUACAUUUCCGCUGUUUCUGAAACGCGAGAUGCUUGCUUGAUUCCUACUGUAGUUUUAUAUAUGUAUCAAUAUUUUAACA